UUCCGACUCUGUCCCAUCGCUUUCGCUCUCUUCCAUUCCCUCCCUCUCUCACUUACUCCUCUCAUGACUGUUGACUCGCCUACGAAGUUUCCAGCACGUGCACAUGCUUCCAAGCUCGCUGCCGAGCUCAUCAAGCUAAUCCCCGAGGGCGAGCGCGGCGGGAACCACGCAAUCUUUGUGCAAGGGCAUCCCACAACGUGCCGCGACGACACGGAUCGCGAGCUACCAUUUCACCAGGAGGCCAACUUCAACUACCUUACCGGCGCUCACAAUGUACACUCUGCUUCGGUUCUCGUGACCUACUCCGGCGAGGAUGUGCAGCACACGCUGUUCAUCCCACCCGCAGACCCACUCGAGACGAUGUGGUCGGUUGCGCCCCCGACGCUGGAGGACGCCGCGGCGCGCUUUGAUGCCGGCGCGAUUCUCAGCACCACGGAGCUCGAGUCGCACAUUGCACAGCUUGAGGGCACGACGAUUCACACCCUCCCUGUUACCCACGAGUUCCCACCGCUCCCUUCUUCUGUGCUUGAAGCGCUGAAGAAAAACAAACACUGCACCGAGCACUUGCGUCGCGCGUUCCACCUCGCCCGUUUGACCAAGACGCCGGAGGAGAUUGAGCUUAUCCGCAAGGCAAACACUAUCACGUCAUGCGCACACGAGGUCGUCAUGCGCGAAUUGGGCCGGUACGCCGCAAAGCGCGCUAAAACUAUCGCAGCGGGCACCAAGGAGAGGACUGGUUUCAAAGGUCCGGCGCAAUGGGAGGUCGAGAGCGAGCAAGAUGCGGAAGCGCUCUUCGUCGCGGCUUGCCGCCGCAUGGGUGCUGAGCAGGCCUACCUCCCCAUCUGCGCGUCUGGGUCUCACGCUUCAACUCUCCACUAUGUCUGCAACGACCGCCUAUUCCCCUCCACAGCCACGCCCCGCGCUCCUGGCGACACUUCGUUUACUCCCCGCCGCUUGGCACGCGGCUGCUGCGGUGACGUUCCCGAGCAUGAUCAUGCUACGCCGACAAACUCGCUGCACACUUCCGCUUUUGAGCCUCAGGUGCUUCUAAUUGACGCCGGCUGCGACUGGCACGGCUAUGCGUCCGAUGUGACGCGCACGAUCCCCGUAGGCAAUGGCGGCAAGUUCACGCCCAAGGCCGGCCAGAUUUACGACAUUGUGCUGCGCAUGCAGAAGGAAUGCGAGGAUCGCACACGCGUCGGCGUGCACUGGGAUGAGCUGCACCUGCAUGCGCACAAGGUGCUGAUCGAGGAGUUCAUCAAGCUCCGUAUCUUCAAGGGCACAGCAGAGGAGAUGCUGCAGAGCGGCCUGACCGCUGCAUUCUUCCCGCACGGUCUCGGCCAUUCGCUCGGCCUCGACGUGCACGACUCGCUGCAGUACCUUCGCGAGGUACAGAUUGACCUUCCGCCUAGUACAACGGCAACGCCCGCCAAGCUCUACGCGUACCUCCGCAUCCGGCAGCCCCUCACUGCCGGGAUGGUGCUCACCAUCGAGCCUGGGUGCUACUUCCCCCCGCAGCUGCUCGACAUCCACGGCGUGUGGGACAGCCCGCUCGUCGACCACGAUAUCCUCAAGACGUACCUCGAUGUUGGCGGCGUGCGUAUUGAAGACGUGGUGGUCGUGCGCGAGAACGCGCCGUGUGAGAAUCUUACGACGGUCGGCCGCGACCGUGAGUGGGUCGAGGCGCGCUGCGGCGGGCAUGAGUAGAGAGCCAGCCAGUCGGGUUCCCACGAGAAAGGCAGGCGGCAAGUGGCCUGAAUAUCUAUUUCAUAGCAUGCACUGGUGGGCAUUUAUCUGCAGGCCUCACGGCAAGGGGCCUGUCGGCCUCUUAUUGUUGAAUGGGAGGGAUGCGCGACUUGAGCACCAGUGAAGUUCGGG
Molecule: messenger RNA, 1878 nt
Organism: Cutaneotrichosporon oleaginosum
Lineage: Eukaryota; Fungi; Basidiomycota; Tremellomycetes; Trichosporonales; Trichosporonaceae
Biological process (GO): proteolysis
Molecular function (GO): metalloaminopeptidase activity; manganese ion binding
Source: RefSeq, a predicted model, not a curated record